Molecule: messenger RNA, 1133 nt
Organism: Branchiostoma floridae (Florida lancelet)
Lineage: Eukaryota; Metazoa; Chordata; Leptocardii; Amphioxiformes; Branchiostomatidae
Exons: 7
Coding region: 1-1071 (356 amino acids)
Cellular component (GO): extracellular region
Molecular function (GO): chitin binding
Source: RefSeq, a predicted model, not a curated record
AUGUUGGGUCUACUGGUCAGCGUUCUUCUACUGCUUUAUGUAGGACCGGAAAGGGUUGAUGCGGUGUCCAUCACAACCGUGACGGUGCCGGAUCGAGGCGGUUGGGUGGUGAUGUGGCCCCGCCCAGGUGACCCUACCUGGGUGAACCGGAUAGAGUUCAGGUGUGAAUAUAUCAUCUCACCUGCCUCGGCCACUCCUCCUACAAUCACCUGGCUAAAGGGAGUGUUUGCCGACGCAGACCGACAGGUGGUCUACAAGUGGAGUUCAUCAGGAGAAGUCUACGUCCAUCCCGAGUUCGCAGGCCGGGUCAGCGUGGAGUCCCGAACCCGCCCGACUCUCGUGCUGACCGACGCGAAGUUUGACGACUGGGGCCGAUACUGGUGUCGGGUUACGAACGAGGACCAGUCGGACGAGUUCGGCACGAACGAGGAGUCUCUGCUCUUCUGGUACAAGUUGGGCUACGACCCACCGAACCGUCUGUCGCAGGUUAGCCUUGACAAAACCCCAGUCCGCGUGGCUGCUGGCGAGACGGCUCGGCUCGACUGUACGGGAACCAGCGGCCGUGAAGCCUCCAUUCUCUGGGUCAAAGGGCCGACGGGUUGUACCCAAGGUGGAAGCUGUGACACUUACGAGACUGUCAUUCACAAGUCCGCCGUGUGGGGCGCUGGUAAUCCAGAACCGGAAAACAUCACCAUCUCCCCCAGCUUCAACGGAAGGGUUUCCCUGGAUGCCGACGGGUCUGGCUCCUUCACUCCGACCCUGACCAUCACCGACAUCCGCCCUAGCGACUCCGGCCGGUACUGGUGCGCUCCUGACAUCUCCGAGGAUUACUCUAACCUGGGUCCUCUGAACCGGGACGCGCAGUCUGUGGUCAUCAUCGUCAACGACCCAGGUACCGAGCCGACCUGUGCCGGUAAGCCGGACGGGAUGUACCAGCACCCCGCCGACUGUGCCCAGUUCUACACGUGCUCGGGCGGUCUGUCUUACGGCACCAACACCUGCCCAGCUGGACUGGUCUUCAACCAGGAACUACAGCUGUGCGACUGGGCAAACAACGUCAUCUGUGUGUAAAUGACGGUUUAAUGACCAAUCCACGGGUGCCAGCGUUGGCUGUCGUAGGUUUUCAUAGCAUG